AUGGUCAUGCAGAGCGUCCUUGCCGCGACGCCGCCGAGCGUGCUGCACACCUCCAUCGCGCACGUCUCCAAGCCCUCGGCGUCGGGCGCGCACACGUACACGCAGUACCUCGUGCGCGUGUCGGACGAGCGCUCGCCGGGCCUCAACUGGACGGUCUACCGGCGCUACUCGGAGUUCCGCAACUUUAAGCUCGCGCUCGAGGCCGCCAUCAAGGGCGGCGACAUGUGCGCGCACUGCGCCAUCAUGUCCAAGCGCACGUGCUUCGUGCUGUUCCCGCACCGCCGCCUCUUCGGCAACCUGCGCGAGAAGACGCUCGAGGCGCGCCGCGUCGGGCUCAACGCCUUCCUGGACGCCGUCGCCAAGCAUGCGCGCACGUGUCGAGAGAGCAUGACGUGCCAGACGCGCCCGCUCAUGGACAAGUUCCUCAUGGUCAACGACAUGCGCUACACGUACUUGAACGUCGACAUGAGCGAGGCGGGCGCCGACCGCAGCAGCAGGUCCUCGGUGGACGAGAAGCGCAUGCUCUUGGGCGGCGGGCUGGCGCACCGUUCCUCGUCAAUGGUGAGCCGCGCCGACCGCCUGAGCAGCUACUCGGACUACCGCGACGAGACCGUACGGAGCUGCUCGGAGGAGUGGAUUAGCGGGAGCAGCGAGCAGCGGGCAACUGAUUCAACGGCAGAUCAGCGCCAGCCUCAAGCGGAGGCGCCCGCCACAGCGGCGACGACGACAACGACAACGACGACUAAAGAGUCUACACCAGAGCAGGAGGAGAGCAACCAGCAGCCGGAAGCUCGUAGCACGAUGCCGAACUUGCUGGCCUACUCGAACGAACGGCGCACGCGCACGCACUCGUGGAACGACAACCCGCCAUCAAACACCGAUUGGGAGCGUUCGGCGUACAAGCAAGCGCCGAGCACGUCCACGUCGCGUCAUUCCGACCCUGGACUUGCCCGCAAUGAGCUGCUGAACUUCGCCCGCGGCAGCUUUUUGGGGGGCGGUCGCCCGCACCGCGCUGAGGGACGACCGCGCUCCCGCAAGGUGCACUUGUCAUCGGCCGCCAAGCGCGUGAAGAAGCUCGAGGAAGCGGAAGCGCGCUUCUCUGUGCAGCGGCAGGCUCGGAAGCCCAAGUGCUUGCCGAGACUUGCGACGAUCCCCGAGUAG
This is a messenger RNA of Phytophthora sojae, 1161 nucleotides long. RefSeq lists its product as hypothetical. Gene Ontology annotation, cellular component: intracellular membrane-bounded organelle. The transcript has a single exon. Gene Ontology annotation, molecular function: phosphatidylinositol binding. NCBI's taxonomy places the organism in Eukaryota, Oomycota, Peronosporomycetes, Peronosporales, Peronosporaceae. The record is from RefSeq and is a predicted model, not a curated record. The coding region runs from base 1 to 1161 and encodes 386 amino acids.